AUGACGGAUAUUCCGGCCUCGACGACGAAGCGGCUCCUGCGCGAGCUCAAAGAGUACUCAAAGUCGCCCAAUGACGCCCUGCUGUCCCUCGCGCCCGUCAGCGACGACGACCUCCUGCACUGGGAGGCCGUCCUCAAGGGCGUCCCAGACUCUCCCUACGAAGACGGCCUCUGGCUGCUGCGCAUCGCGGUGCCGACGACGUAUCCCAUGCACCCGCCCAAGAUCACCUUCGCAACGCCCAUCUGCCAUCCCAACAUCUCCUUCUCGACCGGCGAGAUCUGCCUGACACUGCUCACGUCGGAGCACUGGUCGCCCGUCUACACCAUCUCCAGCACCCUGUCGGCGAUACACCAGCUGCUGACCGACCCCAGCCCGGAUUCGCCGCUCAACGUCGACGUCGCGGCCCUGUUGCGAGACGGCGACCUGCUGGGGUGGACACGGCUGGUGAAGUACUGGACGGCCACGGAGCGGUGGAACAACGUCCAACAGCGACGGUAG
Molecule: messenger RNA, 498 nt
Organism: Trichophyton rubrum CBS 118892
Lineage: Eukaryota; Fungi; Ascomycota; Eurotiomycetes; Onygenales; Arthrodermataceae
Exons: 2
Coding region: 1-498 (165 amino acids)
Source: RefSeq, a predicted model, not a curated record